Molecule: messenger RNA, 1596 nt
Organism: Dictyostelium discoideum AX4
Lineage: Eukaryota; Evosea; Eumycetozoa; Dictyosteliales; Dictyosteliaceae
Gene: sglB
Product: sphingosine-1-phosphate lyase
Exons: 2
Coding region: 1-1596 (531 amino acids)
Cellular component (GO): endoplasmic reticulum membrane
Molecular function (GO): sphinganine-1-phosphate aldolase activity; pyridoxal phosphate binding; carbon-carbon lyase activity
Source: RefSeq, a predicted model, not a curated record
AUGAAAUUUACAAUUGAAAUUGAUGACAAUUAUAUUAAAAAUUUUAUAACAUUUAGUGGUUUAGCAAUUGUCGCAUAUGCAUACAAGAAUUAUAAUAAAGAAGAAUUAAAUGAAAAAUUAAAUAAUGCAAAAACUAGUUUUUAUAAGAUAGCAAAAAGAUAUUUCCCAUCAAAAUUUAAAUCAAUUGAAAAAGAAAUUAAUGAUGAAGUUACUGCAAUUAUUGCUGAAAAUUUCCCACCAAUGGAAGGUGUUGAAAAUCAAUAUGAAAUUCCAAAAAUUGGAAAAGAUACAAAAACAAUUUUAAAUCAUUUACAAAAAAUUCAUGAUAAAGAUAUUAAUCCUGAUGAUGGUAAAUUAUUUGCAUAUUGUUAUCCAACAAAUAAAAAACAUGAAGAUGUUGUAUUGAAAUCAUAUGAGAUGUUUGUGCAUUUGAAUGCAUUAAAUCCAUUAGCAUUUCAAAGUUUAAGAAGAAUGGAAGUUGAAGUUGUACAAAUGGCAAUUAAAAUGUUAAAUGGUGGAAAUGAAGCUAGAGGUACAAUGACUACAGGUGGCACAGAGAGUAUAUUGAUGGCAAUGAAAGCCUAUAGAGAUAGAGGAUAUGAAGUCGAUGGUAUUAGAGAACCAGAGGUAGUUUUACCAAUUUCAGCACAUCCAGCAUUUGAAAAGGCUGCAAAAUAUUUUGGAAUUAAAACUAGAUAUGUUCAAUCUGUGGAUCCAGUGAGUGAUUUAGUGGAUUUAAAAGAAUAUGAAUCAAAAAUCAAUAGAAAUACCAUACUAUUAGUUGCAUCAGCUCCACAAUAUCCUCAUGGAUUAAUGGAUCCAAUCGAGUCAAUUGGUAAAUUGGCAGAGAAAUAUAGAAAACCAUUUCAUGUUGAUGCUUGUAUUGGUGGUUUCUUUUUACCAUGGUUAGAGAAAUUAGGUUAUCCAAUUCCAUGUAAAUUUGAUUUUCGUGUUCCAUCAGUCACAUCGAUUAGUGCUGAUAUUCACAAAUAUGGCUAUGCAACAAAGGGUUCAUCAGUUUUGUUAUUCUCUUCUAAUGAAUAUCGUAAAUAUCAAUUCAUUGCCUAUACUCAAUGGCCAGGUGGCUUAUUCGUCUCUCCAUCAAUGUUGGGAACUCGUUCAGGUGGCAAUAUAGCAGCUGCUUGGUCAUCUUUAGUCUCGAUGGGUGAGAACGGAUUCAUGGAAUAUGUUGAUAAAAUUAUGAAAACCUCAAUUGCAAUUCAAAAAGGUAUCGUCUCAUUACCAUUGGGUAACGUUGAAAUUAUUGGUUCAAAUCCUGUAAUGUCAAUCAUUUCAUUGAGAUCUAAAGUUGUCAAUAUUCAUGCGGUUGCAGACUCUAUGGAAAAACAUUUCUCUUGGAAACUUGAAAGACAACAUAGACCAAAUAGUAUUCAUAUGACUUUAACACCAUCUCAUAUUGGUAUUGAAAAGGUUUUCUUGGAAAAUUUGAAAUUCUCAAUUCAAGAAGUUAUGGCUGAUCCAAAUUUAAGUAAAAAAGGUUCUGCUGCUAUGUAUAAUGGUAUCAAUAAUAUACCUUUAACUGCAAUAGCUGAUGAUUUCUUAAUUGAAUUUUUAUCAAAAACUUAUUCAACUUAA